Molecule: messenger RNA, 2427 nt
Organism: Callorhinchus milii (elephant shark)
Lineage: Eukaryota; Metazoa; Chordata; Chondrichthyes; Chimaeriformes; Callorhinchidae
Product: long-chain-fatty-acid--CoA ligase ACSBG2-like
Exons: 13
Coding region: 1-2208 (735 amino acids)
Cellular component (GO): membrane; endoplasmic reticulum
Molecular function (GO): long-chain fatty acid-CoA ligase activity
Source: RefSeq, a predicted model, not a curated record
AUGCCUUUAGGUAGCAAGAAAAAUGAAAAGGUCAUGCCUGAGCAAAUUGAGACCUCGGAGACUAACACAAAAAAAUCUGAAACCCCCCAAAUCUCCGUGCUGAAGGAAUUGACUCCAUCCAUGGUGGAAAAUGAUACUCAUUCUGUGUCGACUGAGUCUCAGUAUUCAACGUUCUCAGACUUAAAAAUGGAGAUAAAGAAAGCAGAAAUGGUUACAGUUACUCCAUUUUCUGCAAUUAUUGUACCAUCAUUGCUUCACAUUGACGCUUCAAACAACCUGUGGACGUCAGACAUACGUCAGACAGUUAAGAUCCGAAUGGAGAAGUUUGGGCCUGGUUCAGAAGCUCCUAUCACAAUUCAUCAAAUGUUCAAGCACUCUAUGGAGAAGUAUCAAAAACAUAUCGCUUUAGCUUACAAGCAUGAAGAGAACUGGCACAAGAUAUCCUACCGAGAAUUCUACAAUGAAUCCAGAAGGGCGGCAAAAAGCUUUCUAUAUCUUGGCCUGGAGCUGUACCAUGGAGUUGGUAUCAUCGGAUUCAAUUCUCCAGAGUGGUUCUUUGCAAACAUGGGAGCGAUUCUGGGAGGUGGUGUGUCUGUUGGGAUUUACACAACAAACUCGCCCGAAGCGUGUCAAUAUGUGGCCUUCGACUGCAAGGCAAAUAUUCUGGUGGUGGAGAACCACAAACAACUGGAGAAAAUCCUCAAGAUCCAAAAUAAAUUGCCCCAUCUCAAAGCGAUUGUUCAGUACAAGGGUCACCUGAAAGAAAUUCUUCCGAACGUUUACACAUGGAGGCAAUUUAUGGAACUGGGGGCAAAAGUCUCGGAUAAGAAGCUGGAUGAUAUUAUUGAGAAGCAGAAUGCCAAUCAGUGUUGUUUGAUUAUAUACACAUCUGGCACCACAGGAAAUCCCAAAGGAGUCAUGCUCAGCCACGAUAAUAUAACAUGGACUUCAUAUUGUGCAGGGAAAAUGGUGGGGGCUGACAUUCUGGGUGAACAUGAGCGUAUUGUGAGUUAUCUGCCUUUGAGUCAUAUUGCGGCACAAAUGUUUGACCUCUGGAUUCCAAUAAGAUAUGGAGGGACCACAUUUUUUGCAGAUGCAGAUGCACUCAAGGGUUCCUUGGUGAUCACCCUGAGAGAAGUACAGCCCACAAGCUUUUUAGGAGUGCCCCGCGUGUGGGAGAAGUUACAGGAAAAAUUGAGGGAAGCUGGACUUAAAUCAUCAGCUCUGAAGCGGAAGAUUGCAGCUUGGGCAAAGCGUCUGGGCUUGAGAGCGAGUGAGAACAUUAUGGCUGGAAAUGACGUAAUGCCCUGUGGGUACUCACUGGCAAACAGCCUGGUGUUUAAGAAAGUUCGUAAAGCACUGGGUUUGAACCACUGUGGGAAGUGUUUCACUGGAGCAGCACCCAUCACUAAAGAAACACUGGAAUUCUUCCUUAGCCUCCAUAUUCCAAUCUAUGAGCUUUACGGCAUGAGCGAGACUAGUGGGCCACACACAAUUUCCUAUGCAGGAGCCUUCCGUACUACAAGUUGCGGGAAGCAGUUACUUGGUUGCAAGGUAAUGCUUCACAAACCGGAUGAGAAUGCAAAUGGAGAAGUCUGUUUAUGGGGAAGGAAUAUCUUCAUGGGAUACUUGAAUAUGGCAAAACAGACUGAAGCGGACGUAGAUAAGGAUGGCUGGCUGCAUUCUGGAGACUUGGGACAACUAGAUCAAGAUGGUUUCUUGUAUAUAACUGGUAGAAUAAAAGAAUUGAUCAUCACAGCUGGUGGAGAGAACAUUCCUCCAAUCCCCAUUGAGGAUGCUAUCAAAAAGGAAAUUCCGAUCAUCAGCAAUGCCAUGCUCAUUGGUGAUAAAAAGAAAUUCCUCAGUGUACUGCUGUCAUUGAAGUGUAUGGUCAAUGAGCAAACUGGAGCACCAUUGGAUGCACUUAGUCCAGAAGCCAUUGCUUUUUGCAAACAGCUUGGGAGCCACGCUACAAAAGUGUCUCAGAUUGUGAAUAAUAAAAACUCUACCAUUUAUAAAGCCAUUGAGCAGGGCAUUGAUAGAGUGAACAAAAAGGCAACUUCGAAUGCUCAGAAAAUCCACAAGUUCUUCAUUGUGUUGACAGACUUCUCGAUCACUGGAGGAGAAUUAGGUCCAACAAUGAAAACGAAAAGGCCGGUUGUGCACCAGUUGUACAAAAAUCAAAUCGAUGCUCUUUAUAUAAGUUAAAGUCUCUCCACGGAUGGUUUUACAGAAUGUUUAUGAAAAAAGAAUCAACCUUGAAGUCUCUUAAAACUAUUAAAACCAGCAAAUUCCGUAACUGCUUAAUUUUCAAUAUAUGAUGGAAGGUUUAUUUGCUUGGAGAUAAGUAACAAACUGACAUGGUUUUAUUUUUUAGGACGUUUCAAUUGGGGAAUUCAGAAUAAAACUUAUAUAAAAAAAAUUGUC